AUGUUGGAGAACUGCAGCAGCCUUGUCUUCUUGGGUUAUCAAAUCAUCAAACCUGAUGUAGCUGUCAAGCUGGACCAAGAAGAGUCACAGAUAACAGAUGAAGGAAUCCUAAGUCAAAACUUCUUAGACAGAGUCUUAUCAAGAGUCUAUUUAUGUAUGGAAUGUGGUAAAAUUUUUAACAAGAAAUCACAGCUUACUAUACACCAGAGAAAUCAUACAAUAAAUAAACCUUAUGGUUGCAAGGAUUGUGGGAAAGCUUUCUCUCAGAAACUGAAACUUAUCACUCAUCAAAGAACACAUAAAAGAGAAAAACCCUAUAAAUGUAGUGAUUGUGGAAAAGCUUUCCUUUGGAAUUCAGAAUUUAUUCCUCAGCAGAGAUCACAUAGAGGGAAGAAUCCUUAUGUAUGUAGUGAAUGUAAAAAUGCGUUCAACAGGAACUCCCUUCUCAUUAGGCAUCAAAGGACUCACACAGGAGAGAAACCAUAUGGAUGCAGUGAACACAGUGAGGCCUCAUCAGAACUUAUUAAACAUCAGAUGACUCAUACAGGAGAGAAGAACUAUCAAUGUUGUAAUUGUGAAGAAGCCUUUUUCAAAAAGUCAGAGCUAAUAGAUCAAAAAAGUCACUUAGGAGAGAAACCUUAUAGAUGUGAGAGUGGAAAAGCAUUCUUUGGAAAGUCACAACUCCUAACACAUCAGAGAACUCACACUGGGGAGAAAUCCUAUAAAUGCAGUGAGUGUCGAAGGGCCUUCUCCCAGAAGUCAAGCGUGGUAUCACAUCAGAGGAUACAUACAGGUGAGAAACCCUGUGAAUGCAGUGAAUGUGGGAAAACCUUCAGUGAGAAGUCAAGCCUUAUUCAUCACCAGAGAACCCACACUGGAGAAAAGCCUUUUGAAUGUAGUGACUGUGGGAAAGCGUUUGCAUGGAAAACACAGCUCCUUCGACAUCAGAGAAUUCAUGCAGGUGAGAAACCCUAUGAAUGCAGUGAGUGUGGGAAAGCAUUUGUUCAAAAAGUGCAGCUCAUUAAGCAUCAGAGAAAUCAUACAGGAGAGAAGACCUAUAAAUGCAGUGAUUGUGAAAAAGCUUUCUUUGAUAAGCCACAGCUUAUGCUUCAUCGGAGAAUCCAUACAGGAGAGAGACCCUAUAAUUGUGGUGAAUGUGGGAAUCUUUCACUAGAAAAUCACAUCUUAUGA
Molecule: messenger RNA, 1191 nt
Organism: Peromyscus californicus insignis
Lineage: Eukaryota; Metazoa; Chordata; Mammalia; Rodentia; Cricetidae
Product: zinc finger protein 605-like
Biological process (GO): regulation of transcription by RNA polymerase II
Molecular function (GO): DNA-binding transcription factor activity, RNA polymerase II-specific; RNA polymerase II cis-regulatory region sequence-specific DNA binding
Source: RefSeq, a predicted model, not a curated record